Messenger RNA from Aureobasidium uvarum, 1659 nucleotides. The record is from the annotation of a GenBank genome assembly. Lineage: Eukaryota; Fungi; Ascomycota; Dothideomycetes; Dothideales; Saccotheciaceae.
AUGACAACGGUCCGCGCCCAAAACUUGCAGGACCUCAUCUACAAGCGCGGCCAGGCCGGUGUCACAAAGGCCUCGGUGACCAUCGUCUUUGACAACAAGGACAAGGCCAAGUCGCCCAUCGGCUUCGAGGACUAUCCCACCAUCUCUGUCACUCGCCAAAUCGUCCUCGGCGGCACUUCCAAAUACCUCAUCAAUGGCCACCGCGCUCAGCAAACCACCGUCCAGAACCUAUUUCAAUCCGUCCAACUCAACAUCAACAACCCCAAUUUCUUGAUCAUGCAGGGUCGCAUCACCAAGGUCCUGAACAUGAAGAAGGAAGAGAUUCUGGGAAUGGUCGAGGAGGCUGCAGGAACCCGCAUGUUUGAGGAUCGCAGAGACAAGGCUUUCCGUACAAUGGCAAAGAAGGAGAUGAAGGUUCAAGAGAUCAUGGAGCUUCUACGCGACGAGAUCGAACCCAAGUUGGACAAAUUGCGACAAGAGAAGAGAGCCUUCCUUGACUUCCAACAAACGCAGAACGAUCUGGAACGCCUUACGCGACUGGUCGUGGCUUACGACUAUCUCAAGAGCAAGGAAAAGCUUCGUAUGAGCGAAAAAGACUUGAAUGACAAGAGACAGAGAGCCAUGUUUCUCGAGAGCAAUGCAGAGAAGCUGAAGAACGAGAUUGCCUUCCUGCAAGAGGACAUGGACAAGGUCAAAGCUGCAAGAGACAAGGAGUUGAGAAAAGGUGGUAAAUUCCAGGCUCUGGAAGACAAGGUCAAAGAACACUCUCACGAACUGGUCAGAUUGACUACAGUCUUGGAUCUCAAAAAGUCAAGCAUGGCUGAAGAGAACGAAAACCGCGCAAAAAGCCAGGCCACUGUCCAAGAACUCGGCAAGCAACUCGAGCAAAAGUCCCAACUACACAAGCAGCUCCAGGAACGUUACGACACAGCCAAUGCCGAACUCCAGAAGCAAACCGCCGAGGUCGAACAGAAGGAGGAACUUCUCCAGACAUUACAAACUGGUGUCGCUUCCAAGGAAGGCCAGGAAGGUGGAUACCAAGGUCAACUUCAAGACGCUCGCAACCGACUCAGUGCCGCGUCAACCGAACAAGAACAAGCCAAACUCAAGAUCUCGCAUCUGGAAAAACGUUUGAAGGAGGAUGAGCCUCGGGCCAAGAAGGCAGAGAAGGAAAACGCUGGCUUGUUGAAAUCACUCGAUGGCCUUCGUUCUGAGGCAAAGGCGCUGGAGGCCGAGCUCUCAAGAAUUGGCUACGAGUCCGGUCGGGAAGAAUCCAUGCACAAAGAACAAUCACAGCUACAACAACGCAUUCGCGAAUUGAAAGAGCAAGCUGAUGCUCUCAAGAGACGAGUCGCGAACAUUGACUUCAGCUACAGCGACCCGACGCCGAACUUUGAUCGUUCAAAGGUUAAGGGGUUGGUGGCACAGCUGUUCGCUUUGGACAAGAACUUUACUCAAGCAGGCACAGCCCUCGAAAUAUGCGCUGGAGGCCGUUUGUACAAUGUUGUAGUUGACACCGCGCAGACCGGUACACAACUACUGCAAGAUGGCAAGCUGAAGAAGAGAGUGACCAUCAUUCCGUUGAACAAAAUCUCUGCCUUCCGCGCCGCUUCUGAGGUAUACUCAAUCUUUAUCCGUUCUACAAUGCGUCCGUACUAA